Molecule: messenger RNA, 2977 nt
Organism: Electrophorus electricus (electric eel)
Lineage: Eukaryota; Metazoa; Chordata; Actinopteri; Gymnotiformes; Gymnotidae
Gene: marchf7
Product: membrane-associated ring finger (C3HC4) 7
Molecular function (GO): zinc ion binding
Source: RefSeq, a predicted model, not a curated record
GCGCCGUUCGUGCUUACACCGGAGACGCCGGAGCGGAGGGUUGAGGCUGAGAUCUUCUAGAAACCAGCAGGGUGUCCUCAUCCAUGCAGCACGGUCUACUGCUCUCGAUGGUCCACUCAGAAAUGGAUUCGAAGUCUCGUCGGCUGCCGUUCUCAGUCUCGGGCCCUUCCUCCCUGUCCUCCCCCACAUCCAUCUCUUCCUCUUCCUCCUCAACUCUCGGUGCCGGGCGGCUGUAUGGCAGGGCAGGCGUGCUGGCCACCGACAGCCUCAGCAGGGGAACCGUGGGAAAGCUAGACCCUGACUACCAGAGCCCUUGCCUUCCUGGAAUCAGCAAAGAUUACAUCUCCUCGGAGAGCUCCCACUCCAGAUGGAGGCUGUCCACUCCCCACUCCUCCUCCUCCUCCUCCUCCCCCACUGUAUCCCGUGAUCGUCCAUGGGCAGGGUCCUCUUACAGUGGAAGAAGCAAACCUCUAAACGUGGACUCGGAGCGGCGGCUGGGCUCGUACUCCGGGCUCCUCUGUGCGUCUCAGGACAGCGAGUCUAAAAGAGCCAAGCUGUCAUACACGAGUAGGGCGGCGUACAGCAGAAACCUGCCUCCCUCCUCCGCCAGAGGCUGCAGUACGCGUGCCAGCCUGGGCUCCAUGCCAGACUCACUGUGGAAGUCCACCAUCAGCCCUCUGUCCAGAUCAUCUUCAGCCUCCUCAUCAUCGUCUGCAGAGGGGCUGUGGUAUCGCAGGGAGCCGGAGAAGAGGUCGGAGCCAAACCAGUCCAGUUUAGGAGAGCCCAGCUACAGACCCACAGUUCUGACCUCCUCACUGUAUCGCCCGGAGCGCGUGACUUCCACCUACGCGCAGGGAGCACGUCCUAAAGAGGGCCUGUACUCCUCACGCAGGGAGAGCAGCACGUCCAGCCGGCACCUCGCCACCGAUUUCCUCCCUUCCCCUCUGCAUCGCAGCUCCCGUAGACUGGCCUCUGACUACUCUCCCAGUUCCCGCCUCUCUCGGGACACGCCCGUCUCCAGCUCCAGCCAAACCUCCGCCUCCUUCUCGGACCCCUCUUUCCUCUACUCCUCGAGCUCUUCUCCAUACACGCCCCUCUCUGAGCGCCAUUCUAGUCCUCCUCAGCCAAGCCCCACCCCUGUCCCAGCACCAUGUCCCGCCCCGGAGGACGGCGAACCGGACGGCAGAAGCACAACAAGGCGUCUGCUGUCCCGCCUCUUCUCCAGACGCUCCAGUCAGGAGUCUGGCUCCGCCUCCAGCUCCAACUCUGCCUCGAGGUCAUUUGACUCCACCUCUGAGGAGGCAUCGCCCAGUGAGACCAUGCCUACACUCAGUAGCAGGGAGAGCACUGAGGAGGAGCCGAGGAGCUCCGACCCAGUGCAGGCGUUUGCGUUCCUGCGUCGACGCGAGCAGAACCUGGCUCCGGUGAGGGCAACUGUGGGGCCAGAAGUGGAAUCAGUCAGGGCUCCCGGCGGCCUUCCCUGGCUCAACUGGUACCGUUACACGCCGCUGUUUUCCCGCCGCCGGAGAGACGGCCGUGAUGAGGGUGCUCGCGCGGAGCCCCGCAGCUCGCGCUCGCUCCCGCUCACCAGCCCAGACAGGCAGAAGACUGCAGAACGGGAUCCGUGUCAUGACGAGGCGGAGCAGGAGGAAGACGAGGAGGAGGAGGGCGCGACAGCCGCUCCUCCGGCCGGAGCGUCGACUGUCUCCUCGGCCCUUGUGCAGGAAACCUCUCGUCUCCCUGGGCGGAGCCCUGUGGCUGCAAGGGUGAUGUCCAGCCCCCUCUUCCGCCUGCCUGAGAAUGUGAUUAUUGGAUUGGAUGUGGGAGUGGAGGGGCGGAGUCAGGCUGAUGCGCAAGCGAAGGAAAAGCCCACCCCCUCCAGAGACCCUGAGAAACUUCGGAAGAUUCAGGAAAGCUUGCUGCUGGAGGAGUCUGACGAAGACGAGGGGGACCUGUGCCGGAUUUGUCAGAUGAAGGAGGAGUCGAGCUCCAACCCGCUGAUUGAGCCCUGCAGAUGCACAGGCAGCUUGCAGUAUGUGCACCAGGACUGCAUCAAACAGUGGCUCCGCUCCAAGAUCAGCUCCGGUUCCACCUUGGAGGCCAUCACUACCUGCGAACUCUGUAAGGAGAAGCUGCAUCUUGACAUCGAGAACUUUGACAUCAAUGAGCUCUACAGAUCCCAUGAACGGUCGGAGUACGAGUUCAUCAGCUGUGGCCUCUACCUGGUGGUGCUGCUACACCUGUGCGAGCAGAGGUUCUCCGACGUGCUUGGGGCAGUCAACGAGGCUGGGGCUCCUACGCUGAGUCUGACGAAGAGGAUGUACAGGACAACAGGCCGUCCAUUGACUUCUCCGACAUGGACAACGAGGGAGAGGAGGAAGAGGAGUUCUAGUCUUGACAAGGACAGGGGGGGGCGUACAUCCACCUCUCGGCAGUCCACCUGGACUCUGUUAUCCAGUGCACAAAGACUCAUUGGUGCCCAGCGACCGCACCUAGACAUCGACCAUAGUCCGACGCAGGACUCUCGAUAUGCAGAUGGACUUGUUGGGGGGUGGCCCCACCCACCAAGAUUUUCUUUGUUUUUGUGUCUGAAGUUGCCGAGUGCACAGCCAAGCUUUGUAGAGCGUGAGGUAAGAACCAUGGGAGGGGUGUGUGGCGAGGGUGCUCAGACCAUGCUGAGGAGGGGGGUCCUGUGGAUGGGCACUAGCAUGUGGAUCAGGAAUGGGAAGCUUUGACUCUUUAUUGAAAAUGGUGGGGAAAAGAAUAAAUAAUUCACUUUAAUUUGUUUUAUGUAUCAAGUGGACUUGUGUUUGAAGUGAGUUUUCUCUGAAUCGUGGACAAAUGAAAAAUGGGAGACUGGAUGAGAAGUUUGUGGUUUUCCAUCGUUUUAAUUGCUUUCUGAUUAUAACUUGCUCUGCUUAAUUAUUUCCUCACUUUAAUUACAAUAAACGUCUUGGUGUACGGAGGUAAACCGCGU